UGCUUGUGUUAACAAAUUCGCUUAAACAAUUAUUCUGCAAAAUACAUUCAGAUUUUUAUGUUUCGGUCGACAAAAUAAAAGCCAUUCCAUCAGUCGUAAGAAAACUAUUGAAGAAGCCAGUAUAACUAUCAUUGCAAUUAUUUGACAAAAAUGAAAAUAAUCUUUGUUUUACUCUCCUGCGCUAUUUUAAAUGUUUUGGCUACUUAUGAUACUUUAAACAAUAGAAAGACACUUGAAAUUACAAACUUCCUCUUUCGCAGACAUAAAAGUGCCAACAACAUGUGUGACAAAAUAAAACAUGUUGUUGCACGACGUGAACUCUCGAUGGAGAAAUUGACUUUUAUGUUCGCACUACCUGAACAAGAUUUUGGACGCGACCCUGAUCUCCAGAGGGAAUUGGAGCUUUCGCUGCAACAAUGGUUACUCGAAGGUUCAGGCUUGACUGCCGAUGAGGCUGCAGCUUUUGCUCGAGGUCGAAAAGGAUUGAAAUGUCUUGGAGAAGAAAGAAGAAGUAUGUUAAAAGAAGUUUUAAUCAAUAUUAUAAUGGACCCAAGGAACCACAAUAUGAAUUUUGAACACACAUGUCGAAUCAUAGGAUUGUUCCUAAGUACAAAUCCAACAAAUUACGUAACAUCUGCUGAGGUUUUAUCCGACAAUACUUGUGUCAUAAGUCAAUGGGCGAGAAUCUUGAUGUCAUGCAAAUACGUUGAUAAUCUUAUACUUUUUGUAAACAACGAUAGACAUGACGUGACAGGGGGUAGCGUAAUUUCUUUUAUAAAUAAUUAUUAGUAUAUUAGCACACUAAUAUCAAAAUUGUUAAAUAAUCUAAUGUACUUUAUAAUAAAAAGUCUU
Messenger RNA from Adelges cooleyi (spruce gall adelgid), 852 nucleotides. RefSeq lists its product as uncharacterized. The transcript has 11 exons. The coding region runs from base 151 to 789 and encodes 212 amino acids. The record is from RefSeq and is a predicted model, not a curated record. NCBI's taxonomy places the organism in Eukaryota, Metazoa, Arthropoda, Insecta, Hemiptera, Adelgidae.